AUGUCUGGAAAAUACGAUGACAUGCUUUUCAUGAUGGCACAAGAUAUGGGCGGAAUCCAAGCUAUUCUUAACGAAUUCUUUGGGUUUCUCAAGCGAAGGACUGACUUUUUUGUGCUAGCCAACCCUGGAGACCCUGUUGGAUUUUUACCAGGUCAUGCAGAACAAUUGAUAUGAAGCAUUUACAAACAUCACAGAGAAGAUUACAAUAGAGAGCAUCCAUUUGUUCCAAAACCUCCAGCUCCAAAACCAGAGCCAAAAACUGAAGAAAAAGUUGAAGAAAUCAAAGAAGAGCCUAAGCAGACUGAAGAAAAGAAAAUCGAAGAAAAAUCUGUUCCCAAGCCUGUCAUAGUUGACUCCAGUAUCAGCACAUAUAAUGGUGCAGCUACAGAAAAAUACAAAUGAAGCCAAGAUUUAAACGAUAUCACUCUAUAGGUGUUUUCCCUAUAUAGCCCGAUAAGGGCCGUGGGUUCUCCGUGGAAUCCCUCUGCUGGCUGAACCAACCAGUGAAUUGGUCAAAGCAACAGAGGGAUUCCACGGAGAACCCACGGCCCUUAUCGGGCAUAUAAGGAAAACCCCUAUACAAAUAGACUUGCCUAAAGGAGCCAAAGCUAGAGAUAUAAAUGUAAAAUUCGAUGCCAAAAAAAUAUUCAUUCAAAUUAAAGGACAAGAUCCAGUAUUAAAUGGUGAGCUAUACGACUACGUUCAUAAAGAAAGGUGCUAUUGGACCAUUGACGAUGGAGCUCUAGUAAUUACUCUAGAAAAAGCUAAAGAUUCUGUAUGGAAAUGUGUCAUUCUGGGUGAUAGUGAAAUUGACCCAAAAACAGUGGAUACAAGUAGAAGAGUUGAUGAAUAUGAUGAAGAAACACAAAUGGGAAUUAGAAAGGUCAUGUAUGAGCAUGAUAGAAAAUUAAAAGGACUGCCUACUAGUGAUGAAGAGAAAGCACAAGAAGCACUAAAGAAAAUGUGGGAUAGCUCACCUUAUGCUGGACAGCCUUUUGAUAUUAGUAAAUUAGGAACGCUAGCAAAGCCAGCAUCAAAAGAAAGCCAAGAAGGAAAAAUAGAAGAGGUUGAUGAUUAA
Blepharisma stoltei is the source of this 1078-nucleotide messenger RNA. NCBI's taxonomy places the organism in Eukaryota, Ciliophora, Heterotrichea, Heterotrichida, Blepharismidae. The record is from the annotation of a GenBank genome assembly.